Dama dama (fallow deer) is the source of this 5446-nucleotide messenger RNA. RefSeq names its product paxillin (gene PXN). Lineage: Eukaryota; Metazoa; Chordata; Mammalia; Artiodactyla; Cervidae. The coding region runs from base 96 to 3572 and encodes 1158 amino acids. The transcript is spliced from 14 exons. Gene Ontology annotation, biological process: substrate adhesion-dependent cell spreading; endothelial cell migration; transforming growth factor beta receptor signaling pathway. The record is from RefSeq and is a predicted model, not a curated record.
CGCGGCGGAAAAGUUGCGCGGCGGCGAGGAGCGGCCCCGGGACGGGCAGCGAGCGCGACGCCGAGCCGGCUCCCGGCGCCCGCGGCCCCCCAGCCAUGGACGACCUCGACGCCCUGCUGGCGGACCUGGAGUCCACGACCUCCCACAUCUCCAAGCGGCCCGUGUUCUUGUCUGAGGAGACCCCCUACUCCUACCCGACUGGGAACCACACGUACCAGGAGAUCGCCGUGCCGCCCCCCGUCCCACCGCCCCCAUCCAGUGAGGCCCUCAACGGCACGGUCCUCGACCCCUUAGACCCCUGGCCACCCAGCACCUCCCGAUUCGCCCACCAGCAGUCUCAGUCCUCAUCCCCCGUGUACGGCUCCCGUGCCAAGACUUCCAGCGCCCCCAGCCCCCAGGACAGUGGCGGGCCCCCGUGUCCCCGAGCCGGCGAGGAAGAUCACGUGUACAGCUUUCCCAAUAAGCAGAAGUCAGCCGAGCCUUCGCCCACCGUCAUGAGCACCUCCUUGGGCAGCAACCUCUCUGAGCUCGACCGCCUGCUGCUAGAGCUGAACGCCGUGCAGCAUAACCCCCCGGGCUUCCCCGCAGAUGAGGCCAACUCCAGCCCGCCGCUGCCGGGGGCUCUGAGCAGCCACUACGGCGUCCCGGAGAAUAACAGCCCACUGGGGGGUAAAGCCGGACCACUGACCAAAGAGAAGCCCAAGCGGAACGGCGGCCGGGGCCUGGAGGACUUGCGGCCCAGCGUGGAGAACCUCUUGGAUGAGCUGGAGAGUUCCGUGCCCAGCCCCGUCCCUGCCAUCACUGUGAACCAGGGCGAGAUGAGCAGUCCCCAGCGAGUCACCUCCAGCCAGCAGCAGACGCGCAUCUCGGCCUCCUCCGCCACCAGGGAGCUGGAUGAGCUGAUGGCCUCACUGUCGGAUUUUAAGACCAGCUCCUCCUCUGCUGUGGCCUUGAGCUCCUCGGGGCUGCCACCUGGCUCAGCUCCACCCUCACACCACAGCCUCCCCGCUCCACCUCCUCCCGGGCCCUCUGGAGGCCUGCCACCCCCUUGGAAGCCCUCCCCUCAAGGCCACAGUCACACCCGGGGAGUCCUCUGUGCCGAGGACAACGUGGCCCCUGGCCAGCUCGAUUUGGCUGGCCCUGGGCUGAUGCCUGAAACCCCCAACUCAAGGUCUCCCUCCACGGAGGGUUGGCCAGGGCCACUGGUUGUAGAGAGCCAGGCUCGCGUUUGGAAGGACCCACCAGACCAGGUCGGGGAGCUCUGCAGGGCGCCUCCCGGCCACACUCUACCUUAUGCUGGGGGCACAGGUCCCCAGGAGCCUGGGGCCCCCCAAGCGCCGUCGGCCAACACUUUGCACCUGGAGGAGGAAGUGGCUGCCACUCGGCAGGGGCCGUGGGCUCUGGGUGCGCUCAGGCCUGAGCCCCCGCGGGGAGCUGCGCCCAGCUUCCACGAGGUCACCAAGUCAGCCGUUGUGGCCGUGGACCGUCAGGCCGUCUUCCCGGAUACAUGGAGCCUCGCGGAGGAACGUGGAUGGCAGGAGAGGGCAAGGCCCGAGCCAGGGGUGCCGGAGAGCAGCCGCCGCACCCCCAUUGAGGAUGAGCAGCUAGGUGGAGAGACGCCCACGGCGGGCGGCCUGGUCAGGCCAGCCCGGGGACCUGAGACCCCCAGGAGGCCAGAGGGUGCCACCGAAGCCGCCACCGAGGCCAGGACGGGCCAGGCAGAACUCCCACAGGCUGUGGCCGUGGACACACCCAGCACCACCGAGAGGAUUUCCACGGCUGGCCAGAUCCGCUCGGUGAUCAGGAGGAGCCGGGAGACCGGCCACGCUCACCCCAUGUCCCGGGAGCCCUCCCCUCGCCGCCGGCUGGACCCCGCCACCCUAAGCAGGACCCCGUCCCAGGAGCGGCUCAUCGCCGAGCUGCAGGGUCGGCUGGGCAUCCGGCCGGAGGCAGAGGAGACCGCGGGGGCCACAGGGGCCUCUGCCGAGGACUGGCUGACCGAGGGUGUCGUCAUCACUGUGCAGCCGCGUGGGAGGCGGGCUGGGGGGCAGCUGGUGGAGAAGGUAGCGAGCAGAUGCCCCCGGGCUGGGCCGGGGCAGAGAGGGCCUCCGGUUCUUCCCCAGCCCUGGCCAGAGGGCAGGCGGCGGGGUGGGUGGCGGUGGGGGGAGGGGGGGGUCCUGUGUCCUCGAAAGGCUGGCCUCACCCCUGAUGCCAAGAGUGAGAGGCCCCGGGAGCCCCCGCCCCCCAAGCUGCUGUCUCCUCCACCACCAUCGUCCUCAUCUCUGUCCCUCUUCUCUCCCUCCCAGGUCGUCUUUCCUCCUGGCUCUCCUAUUCCCCUGCGGAGAACCUUCUCUGUUCUGCCUUCUCCUCCUCCUCCUCCCAGCCCUCUGCUCCAGCACCGCAAAGACGCCUCCUCAGCCAGCAGCUCUCCUCCCCCACCCAGCCCACCCACCCCCUCCACCCCGGGGCCCCCCGCUAUCCCCUGCGGCCCCUCCGGGGUCCAGAGCACUGGGAUGGGGCUGCGGGGAGUCGGCGUGCAGGGCCCCGCCCCGCGCGCAGCUGCAUCCCGCUCCGUGAGGUCCAUAGGCUGCCAGACGGACGAGGAUCCGCUCUUCCCCCCGAUGCAGAUGCAGGGCCUGGAACAGAGAACGGAUGGCGAGCUGUGCUGGGCGGCCGGCUGGCCUCUGAACGGCAGGCAGAGCGGCCCCGAAGGGCAGGACGCGGGAGGGUUCAUGGCCCAGGGGAAGACGGGGAGCAGCUCUCCCCCAGGCGGCCCCCAGAAGCCCGGGAGUCAGCUGGACAGCAUGCUGGGGAGUCUGCAGUCUGACCUGAACAAACUGGGGGUCGCCACGGUCGCCAAGGGAGUCUGCGGGGCCUGCAAAAAGCCGAUCGCGGGGCAGGUGGUGACGGCCAUGGGGAGGACCUGGCACCCGGAGCACUUCGUCUGCACCCACUGCCAGGAGGAGAUCGGCUCCCGGAACUUCUUCGAGCGGGAUGGACAGCCCUACUGUGAAAAGGACUAUCACAACCUCUUCUCUCCGCGCUGCUACUACUGCAACGGGCCCAUUCUGGAUAAAGUGGUGACGGCCCUCGACCGGACGUGGCAUCCGGAGCACUUCUUCUGCGCCCAGUGCGGCGCCUUCUUCGGGCCUGAAGGGUUCCACGAGAAGGACGGCAAGGCCUACUGCCGGAAGGAUUACUUCGACAUGUUCGCGCCCAAGUGCGGCGGCUGCGCCCGGGCCAUCCUGGAGAACUACAUCUCGGCCCUCAACACCCUCUGGCAUCCUGAGUGCUUCGUGUGUCGGGAGUGCUUCACGCCGUUCGUCCACGGCAGCUUCUUCGAGCACGAGGGGCAGCCCUACUGCGAGGCGCACUACCAUGAGCGGCGGGGCUCCCUGUGCUCAGGCUGCCAGAAGCCCAUCACGGGCCGCUGCAUCACCGCCAUGGCCAAGAAGUUCCACCCGGAGCACUUCGUCUGCGCCUUCUGCCUCAAGCAGCUCAACAAGGGCACGUUCAAGGAGCAGAACGACAAGCCUUACUGCCAGAACUGCUUCCUCAAGCUCUUCUGCUAGACUCCCGCGUGCCUCCCCACCUGCCCCUUCCCCGGCCCAGCCUCCUGACUGCUGCUGGGACCCAGAGGCCUCGUCCCGGGGGGCCGGGGUGGGGGGCGGUGGCGAAGGGGCCCGACUGAAACUGGAACCGUGUCCUCGGCGAUGGCGAUGGCUUCCCUUUCCCCCUGCCAGUGCCUCUGGGCCGCUUCCCUCCUCCCGAGGCUCCCCCGAGGCGGAGGCUGGAGAUCCCACCUGCGUCCCCAUGAGCCCGCCUGGCCAAGCCAGCACCCCACACUGGAGCCAUUUCUUACUCGUAUCUCGGCAGUGAAGCCGGGGGUGGGGAGGGCAGGCAGGCUCAGACGAGGCCUCUUUGCAUCCUUAUCCCCCACCCCAACCUCGUCAGCCCUGUUCCGAGAGUACUGGGGGGACGCCAGCUCCCCCCAGGCAAUGCCAGCAUCCACCCACCCAUCCACCCAAGGGCGGAUGUGCCCACGGGGCCACAGAAGGCUCCUCGCGUGCCUCCUGCCCUUCCCAUCUCCCCAGGCCUGGGCAGCUGCCCCCAACACCUGCCCCCCGCCCCCCCACAACUGCUCUGGUUCUACUGAGAAAGGCCUCUCCAGCAAUAAUGUUUUCUAGUCACUUCCUCCAUCUCCUGGGACAGCUUGAGGUGGCGAGUGUCACCCCGUUGCCUGGACACUGUACCGACUUUGAUAGUUUUCUACACUGAGGUUUGAAUUCGUAUCGUCUGAGUUGCUUUUACUUCUCUAUAUGAAGAUGAUUUUCAAGAGGUUUUACCAAUGUCUCCUUUUGUAUGCCUCCCCCGCGUGCCGCCGCUGGCCCGGUGCACACCGCGGUGGCUGCGGGACGUGCGGGGCCUGCCUUGUACUGAGGGCUCGGGGCGGGGAAGCAAUUCAUAUUUUAUUUUUUUCUUAGCAAAGCAGGUGAACGGGGAGCGGCUCUGUUGACUCUCCAUCUGUAACUUCACAGCUCACCGGGACUGUUUUUAUAAACUGCUGUAUUUCGAACCCCCUUCCUUACUCCCCAGGCCAGCAAGCUCUUCACUGAGACCGGCCUGAAGGGUGUCAUGCCCUCUGGGGCCUAGAAUUCCGAACCUCAUCCGUCCUGUUUCUGAGCGGGGAGAGAGGGGGAAGUCCACUCUGGGGGUGCCGUUUCCCUGUGUAAGCCGUUAGGGGCGUCCACAGAGAGACUUUCUGGCCACAAAGAGAACAUUCUUGGCCUCCCCACUCCUACUCUGGGGGCCCUUUCUUCUUCUGCCUCCUCAGGAAAGCUGGAAUCUGAUUUUGACUGUUAGUCUUAUUGAUUCUACUGGGCACGUCCUUUCCCCAAACUUCCUGCCUUCCCUGGAGACUGGUGGUGGCCCCCGGGGAGAGAGCCCACCCCGGCUGUUGCCUGGGGGCCUGAUAGGAUUCUGGGCGGAGGGACAGGAUCCCUGCGAAGCAACAGGAAGCCCCCUGAGGAUGAGACAGGCAGGGCUGGGGUUCCGGGUCAGUGGAACGGGGGCCCCUAAGUGAGGACAAGCCAGACCCACUCCACUAACCUCAUCAGAGGCUGGGUGUGCUGAGCUUCUCAAGAGGGGAAGGGGGUCCCUCCUUGGAGGCGGGGCUGGGAGCAGCCUGGGUCUGGGGAGGUCGGCCAGGCCCUGCCACAGGUCUGAUGUCUCCAUUUCUACCCAUAGGCCUUAUUGCUCUGUUUACAGUGACCCACCCCAGACCCCUCCCCUAGAGGAUCUGGGGCUUCCAGAGGUUCUACCCUCGGGGUCGAUGGUUAUUUGAUGAUUUGAUUUUUAACUUUUUUUUCCUCUGUAAACUUAUAACCUGGCUUUUUCCCAUUUUAAUUCCUGUGAUUUAUGCCAAUAAAGUUUGCCAUUAUUUUCA